Labrus mixtus (cuckoo wrasse) is the source of this 6097-nucleotide messenger RNA. RefSeq names its product cadherin-2-like. Gene Ontology annotation, cellular component: lamellipodium; plasma membrane; catenin complex. The record is from RefSeq and is a predicted model, not a curated record. The transcript is spliced from 16 exons. Gene Ontology annotation, biological process: cell-cell junction assembly; brain development; cell morphogenesis. Lineage: Eukaryota; Metazoa; Chordata; Actinopteri; Labriformes; Labridae. Gene Ontology annotation, molecular function: cadherin binding; calcium ion binding. Bases 157 to 2904 code for a protein of 915 amino acids.
CAGGAGUGCUGCUGAGCCGGGCAGAGCAGUCAGACACAGAGGAGGGCUGGUGGAGGGAGGAAUGCUGCCUCAUGCCGCCGGGGUUUACCGACUAUUACAAAUCUGACGCGACGGACACUACUUACUACUGGAAGAGGGAAUAAUUACUCUACGAAAAUGCAUCGUUUUGGGAUUUGGAUUCUGAUGGCGGCUCUGCAGGUUGUUGUUCUGGGCGGAGAGGCUGAGCGUCAAUUGUCAAACAAACCGGGGUCGUUGCCAUGCAUGAGGGGCUUUUCUCAGAAGGAAUACAUCAUCGAAACGGACCAAGAGCUGGCAAAGGGACAGGCUGUCUUCAACGUGAGCUUUGUGGACUGCGGUGGAGGGAAGGUGUGGUUCGAGGCUGGAGAUUCUUCUGACUUCAGGGUGAGUGAGGAUGGCGUCGUGUACAGCCUGCGGCGCCUCAGCCUGGCAGGAAAGGGAAAAGCCGGGUUGGUUGUCUACGCUCGAGACCUGCAUUCCAAACAGAUCUGGAAGACCAGAGUUCACCUCCAUCAUGGUAGAGAUGCAGGACCCCAACAGGUGAAGCCCAGUGAUGCAACACUGACUCAGCAUGUAAGGGAGAUCUUGUUUCCAUGGCACAGCGUGGUUGUCAGGGGUGAUGGCACUCUGAGGCGAGUGAAGAGAGACUGGGUCAUUCCACCUAUCAACGUCCCCGAGAACUCACGAGGACAGUUCCCUGAGGACCUAGUCAGAAUCCGCUCGGACCGAGAUAAGAACCGAAUGCUGCGUUACAGCGUGACGGGCCCUGGAGCCGACCAGCCUCCAACUGGCAUUUUCAUCAUCAACCCGAUCUCAGGCCAGCUGUCUGUCACCAAGCCUCUAGACAGAGAGCACAUCUCCAACUUCCAUUUACGAGCCCACGCUGUGGACCUAAACGGGAAUCAGGUUGAGAACCCCAUCGACAUCGUCAUCAACGUCAUCGACCAGAACGACAACAGACCAGAGUUCACACACACGAUCUUCAACGGCUCUGUACCCGAGGGUUCCAAGCCUGGAUCCUUUGUGAUGACAGUGACAUCAGUGGACAAGGAUGAUCCAAAAACUGCCAAUGGGAUGCUGCGAUAUAAGAUCUUGUCCCAGAAUCCCCAGAGCCCCUCCUCCAACAUGUUCACAAUUAACAACAGGACUGGUGACAUCAUCACAGUGGCAGCAGGCCUCGAUCGUGAGAAAGUCACCCAGUACACUCUGAUCAUCCAGGCCACAGACAUGGAGGGAAACCCCACAUAUGGCCUGUCCAACACCGCCACCACUGUCAUCAGAAUCACCGAUGUCAACGACAAUCCCCCAGAAUUCACGACAGACACGUUCUUUGGAGAGGUUUAUGAAAACAGGGUGAAUGUGAUCGUCACUAACCUCACCGUGACGGAUAAAGACCAGCCUCACACUCCAGCCUGGAGCGCUGUGUACCGCAUCAUUGCUGGAGACCCCACUGGACGCUUCUCCAUCCCCACUGACCCCACCACUAACGAAGGCCUGCUCACUGUGGUCAAGCCUAUAGAUUUUGAGCUGACACGUUCCUUCAUGCUGACGGUGGAGGCAGAGAAUGAAGUCCCGCUGGUCCGCGGCAUCCACCUGCCUCGUCAGUCCACAGCGACCAUCUCCGUACGAAUCCUAGACCUCAACGAGAGUCCAGAGUUCAGCCCGAACCCCAAAUCCAUUAAGCUUGAGGAGGGUCUGCCUGCCGGGUCUCUGCUCACCACGUUCACUGCCCAAGACCCAGACCGCUUCAUGAGACAAACUAUUCGGUACUCCAAGAUGUAUGACCCUGCCAACUGGCUGGAAAUCGACCCGGUUAAUGGUCGGAUUUCCACCAUCGCCAUCCUUGACCGAGAGUCUCCCUACGUCAAGAACAACCUUUACAACGUUACCUUCAUGGCUUCUGAUAACGGUAUCCCCCCUGCCAGCGGGACAGGCACCCUUCAGAUGUACCUGCUGGACAUUAAUGACAACGCACCGCACGUUUUCCCCCCUGAGGUGGAGAUGUGUGAGAGGCCGGAUCCUAACACCAUCAACAUCACAGCCAGUGACCCCGACCUGACCCCUAAUGCUGGACCAUUCGCCUUUGAGCUGACCAAUCACCCGACAGACGUACGCCGCAACUGGACUCUGAGCCGCAUCAAUGGCGAGUAUGCCCUGCUGCGACUGCGGAUCGGCUCCUUGGCCAGUGGGAUCUACGAGGUACCCAUCAAGAUCACAGACUCUGGCAACCUGCCCAUGUCCAACACGUCAUACCUGAAGGUCAAGGUCUGCCAGUGUGAUCACCAUGGAGACUGUGUGGACAUGGAGCGAAUCAUUGCCGCUGGACUUGGCACCGGAGCUAUCAUCGCCAUCCUCAUCUGCAUUAUCAUACUAUUAGUGCUGGUUCUGCUGUUUGUGAUGUGGAUGAAGAGGAGAGAUAAGGAGCGACAGGCCAAGCAACUCCUCAUUGAUCCAGAGGACGACGUCCGGGACAACAUCCUCAAAUAUGACGAGGAGGGAGGCGGAGAGGAAGAUCAGGACUACGACCUGAGUCAGCUGCAGCAGCCUGAUGCACUAGAGCCUGAGUGCGUCAAAGUGGGGAUCAGACGUUUGGAUGAGAGGCCUCUCCAUCAUGACCACCAGUACCCCCUCCGCUCUGCUGCCCCCCACCCAGGAGACAUCGGAGACUUCAUCCACGAGGGCCUGAAGGCGGCAGACAACGACCCCACCGCCCCCCCAUACGACUCUCUGCUGGUCUUUGACUAUGAGGGCAGUGGCUCUGAUGCCGGCUCCCUCAGCUCCCUGCACUCCUCCUCAAGCUGUGGAGACCAGGACUACGACUACCUCGGCGACUGGGGGCCACGCUUCCGCAAGUUGGCCGACCUGUACGGCGGAGGGGACGAUUAGAACCCUAAACCACCAACAACAACCACCACCCCACCACACCUCACCCUUGCUCCAAGGCUCAGGUGGUGGAUUUUGGUUAAUGAAGAGGAUACGGGAUGAACAUUGGGUAUUGAUCUGCACUUCUGUAUUACCACGGGACAGCUUGUAAAGAGACUCGCUGCCCCUUGAUGACGGUUACUGACACUGGGGACCAUUCUGACUCCUGGCCUAGCAAGGCCUGGCAACGGCUAGCAUUCAGGCUAAUGGACAUAAUCAUCUGAGCAUUAGCCCCUGUGCUAACAAAUGUGAGCAGCUAGAACAGUGCGAUCAGACGGGAUGUUGUCUCUAUGAUGGUGAAGAGCUACAACAGCCAUGCUACAGACGCUCAUUUACACUUGAAUCUCACAGUACAGGAGCACUGGGGUCAAAUGUGCCUUUUUGUACAUUCUUUUGAUUGUGUUCAGUCUUGAUUCUGUAUUGCUUUAAAGCUCCUGGUGUUUUGCAAUGCGACUGGAGGAGCACUUCGCCAUUGUGUGUAUGUGUGUGACUGUGUGUGUACGGGUGUGAGUGUAUUGUGUGUGGCUUCCACCUCAUUACCAAGAUGUGUGUGCAAAAGUAUGUAUGAGUCAUUUCCACAGAGACACACUGGAUGGACACUAAAGGGCAAAGCCUACUAUGAGAAGCCUUGGAUGAUCCAAACAGCAGGAAAAAAAAAAAAUGGCUUUACUGCACAGCUCUGGGAGGUGAACUGUUUCUCUCCGGCCAAUUUAAUCAUAAAAUAAUCACUGCGCUCAUUUGUAUGACACCGUCUGGAUCAACCACAGAAGAUAACAGGAUCACACAUACAUAGACCCGUUAUGCUGACUACGGGUUUUCUUUUAACGAGGAACAUACUAAAAUCUCUAGCUGACCACAAAUGUUUGCCAUUCAAUUUACGAGGCAUUGGAGAACUCCUCGCUGUGAUCCAGCAGAUGUGGUUGUUUUUUUUUUUUUUGCCUCUUUCUCAAACUCUGUGUGCAUAAACCGCAGUCUCAUUUCUCUGCAUUGCUCAAGUAUUAAUGAGAUUGACUGCCUAUGUUUAGAAAGGCAGCCAACAUCAGAAGUUUUAAUUUCCUCCCGGCUCUCCCACACUGAUCUUCCUUUUGAAAAGCCUGAUCAUGUAACAUCCAAUCAUCGCCCCAGCGUUGAUCGACUCGCCGUAAAGAAUGGCUGCUAUAAACAUCCUUCGAUAGGUGAACACAUUUAGUGCCGUUUCAUUUGAAUCUGAAAUGUGUAUUUUUUACUAGCAUUUGAAGUGCAGUUUAAAUAUUGUGAUUAUUAUGAGAGCUAGUAAAGGAUGACAAAAUACAAAAGUGGUGAAAAUCAGUGAUACAAUAAAAGGUCCAUUCAUGUGUUUGUGUGCACAUGAAAAAGAAGAGCGAGAACAGCAACAAAGAAUCAAGGUCGCUAGCAAGGAAAAUACAAAUCUGAAACCAUCUAAUGCGCUUUGAUUGCAAAGCAGCAGCCAGAGCUGUUGAAAUUCCCCUCAUGAAGAAAUUGAAGAGUGAUGAAAUAUCUGAUUAAAAUGACGGAGGAAGAAGAGGACAUUUGAGUCCAGAUGUUGGUUCAGUAGCUGCUGUCCAGAUGCCCUUAUCAGUUUUAGAUUUACAUAUAUUUUUAUCUGCAGCUCAAAAUCUGACACAUUUCAUCUGUAAUGAAAACACAUGAGCCAAACUUCAAGUUAGGUUUGACAAAUGAAAACAAUUAAAAUCAUUUAACUUUUCUAAUUCUGCUUAUUGCAGCUGCAUAUGUUUCAGCUCCUCUCUAUUGCUCGAUUUAAUUUGAGCCAUCUGUGGAUAUUUUGUCCCUGGUAGCAGAAAUAAUCCAUCCGACGGUUCGGUGUAGAGCAAGUUGUUUUUCUGACUUCUUGCCUGAUGUUCAUGACAUCUAACACAGAUAGCCAUGUUCUCUGGAGCGUUUCUAUCGAGAUGGGAAGCUACAGUUUGACAAACAAAUUAGAAAUACGUUAAUUAGAGGAACAUUUUUUAACAUGUCUUCUGCUGAACAAAGUUUCUGAAGAUACACUAAAUGUCAGAUAACAGCUGCAUUUGAAUUUGAUUCCUGUUUAUGUUUCCUGAUUUUCAUCCCAGUCCAGACUCGAACUGUAUGGCUGCUUUUACUGAUAAUAAGACGACCACCCUUUUCAAAAUGCAUUUUAGCUCUGACUCUUUAAAGGAGAUCUAUUAAACUCACUUUGACCAUAAAUGAUGUCAGUCUGGGACCCCUUUUGAGCAGCGCUGCGAAAUGUGUAGCUCAAAAACCUCCUCAUUUAUCUGAUUCUGGUGUCAGUUAAAGCCCUCACUUCAGCCUCUGUCUGAAACGCUUCAUUUCAGCUACUGUCUCUUUAAGACCCCGACCCCAAUGCCCCCUUCCUUCUGAUGGGCCAGCUCUGUUUGCAGUCGCAGGGGAAUCUGAGUGAGCUUAAUUGUUGGCGUUUCCUUGAAAGAGCUGCCGAUGUGGGCGUGUCCUACAACUUUGCUCCACGCUUUGCUCUGAUACGUCUCGUUCAGACAUGCAGCAAAGGGCCCAGGUCGGAAUCAAACCCACGUCUGCUGCGCUGAGGACCAUCGCCUCCUUACAUGGGUCGGGAGAACCUGUAUUUUGAUCUGGCUAUCAGUUUACAUUUCAAACCCUUUCAUCGUGUUCAGGACCAAUAUUAGACGACGGGCAUCCUUCACUCUGACAGUGAACCUGUGGAUUUAUUGGGAGGUAUAUUCUGGACACACUCGGAGCUGUACAGUAGAGCUGCGUACUUCCUGCCUGUUUGGUGCUCCAAAGCUUGUGAGAAGACAUGUACAGUACAGUAAUGCUAGACUUUAGAUAGAUCCCUUCUGUUUUGUUUUGCUUUUCUUACGAUGUAACUUAUGCAGCUGAUCGCUAAUAAAGGGAGACAUCAGUCCUUGUUUUGUAGCAAAGAAAACUUGUCCAUCCUCUGCUGUGGUGGAUUCAAUUCAAAAAGGCAAUGUUUCUUCUGUGCGCUGACGGUCUGCCUUAGUGUUCUCUGGUACUGUCCAACUGGCUACUCACUGUAAACAGAAACAUGUACAGAUUGUAUUUUUCUCUUGUUGUUCCUUUGGCCGUGGUCUCUGACAAUGACAUGCUAAUAUCCUGAAUCCUUGUAUAUGUGUCAUUUGGAUUACAAAUUAAAACAUUUUUGCAUGUUUUUAUCUUUUCA